Spinacia oleracea (spinach) is the source of this 1593-nucleotide messenger RNA. RefSeq lists its product as uncharacterized. The transcript is spliced from 12 exons. Bases 10 to 1302 code for a protein of 430 amino acids. Gene Ontology annotation, cellular component: chloroplast. Gene Ontology annotation, molecular function: ATP binding; protein kinase activity. The record is from RefSeq and is a predicted model, not a curated record. Lineage: Eukaryota; Viridiplantae; Streptophyta; Magnoliopsida; Caryophyllales; Amaranthaceae. Gene Ontology annotation, biological process: protein phosphorylation.
AGGAGGAAAAUGUUGACGGCGGUGGCGAUGGAACCACUGAAUUCAAUUUCAAGGGGGUUAAGUUUAGGGUUAGGGUUGAGAUUGGGGGAAAUGAAUUUCAGAGGUGGAAAUGGAGUAGCUUUACCAGCUUCAUCGUUUAAAUUGGGGAGAGGAAAAUGCAAAUGGAAAGCGAGUUUGAAUUUGAUUACAAAUCCUGAAUCUUUUCAAGUUGGUCCUUUAAUCGGUAGCUAUGGCUUCUUCAAUGUUACCAGCUAUUCAGGGUUUGAAAGUGGUGUAGAUUAUGGGUAUGUAGCGGAUGAUAUGGGGAAAUUGAAGACUCAAGAUGUCGGCGAAGGCGGCGUUAAUAUCAGGCUGUAUGAAGGAAGAAUUACUCAAGGUUCUAUGAGAGGCACUCGUGUUCUUUUUAAGGUGUAUCCUGGACAAAGGGCUGGUGGUGCUGAGGCUGACAUGAUGGCUGCCAAUGAGCUAAGCACUCAUAUUUUCCUUCAGAGCUGCUCAGAUGAAACAUGCCAGAAUCUCUUGAUGCUGUUAGGUGGAUUCGAGACAAAAACUGGUGAGCAGUGGCUUGCUUUUCGCUGUGAAUCCUAUGAUGGAAAAUACACUGCAGCUGACUAUGCAAAGAUUUCCAGUGAAAAACUGACAAAGAAUAAGGCUCUCGAUCCGCAAUCAUUUUGGAAUCCUUUUGAACAAGGGCAAACAUUCAAGCGUAAAAGACUUUUUGUCAUUAAGAUGCUCCAGGGAAUUUUUAGUGGCCUAGUUUAUAUGCAUGCUCAUGACAGAUUACACCAGAGUCUUGGACCAGCUUCUGUUGUUCUCAAUACAAUAUCUGAGAGAGAAGCUCCUUACCUGGUUGCAAGACUCCGAGAUCUUGCAUUUUCAGUUGAUAUAAGUUAUUCUUCAAUAGAGAAAGGUCCUGGAGCUUUAUCAGAAGGACUUUGGAGACGUGCUAUUACAGCUGGUGCAUAUAAUCCUAUGGAGAAAAGAAACUUUGGGAUUGCAGAUGACAUAUAUGAAGCAGGUCUUCUUUUUGCAUACUUGGCUUUCAUUCCAUUUUGUGAAACUGGCAUCAUGGAUAGUCUUUCUUUACAAAGGCUUGUGGAGAACACCUUUCAGCUUGAUCUCGAAGCAGUCAGAGAAUAUUGUUUAGCAGAUGAUCGCUUGAUAGAGGCUGUCAAAUUCUUAGACCUUGGUGAUGGUGCUGGUUGGGAGCUACUCCAGGCGAUGCUGAAUCCUGAUUAUAGGAAGCGCCCAGUUGCUACUGCUGUGCAAAGCCAUCGUUUUGUAACUGGAGUUCUUUUGUAGAUCUGUGGAGUUUGGUAGAUUAUUGUCCUAGAAAUCAAGCUGUAAAACCUUGUAAACUACUACUUGAUACAAGUCAUACAACCCCGUUACAGUUAUUUUGUGAGUGCUUCUUCUUCUUCUUCUUCUUCUUCCAUGCACCUCCCUCCGCUCAUGGUGGAGUUGAGACUUCUGCAACUGUUUUGAAGCUGAUACCAUCUCAACUUCAACUCCCUUACUGGUUAAUAUCUUCUUAUGCAAGCUUGUCUUCCAUCGAAGAAAUGUGUAUAUUUAUUUAGACUUCUUGUUGCAAUA